AUGAGUCGACCGGCAGGACCGCCUUUGGCUGCAAGCGACCUUCCGCCAGGGCAGCAUCUCGGAUAUUCCACCACACCCGCAAAACCCGGUUCGGAGCCCACGGUCGCCACCCUCAUCAGAAUCGUCAAAUACGGCUCAUUCGUCGUCUCCGGAUCCAAGUUGAAGGAUCUCAGUUCGACAGCAAUCCCGGUACUAGCCUUUGCCAGCUCAUCCCAGCCGACAAGCACUGCUCUGCCCGCAGAUCACAUCGUUUCUUUGCAUUUCCAUGAUUUCCCUCACAAAGCAGGGCGGCAACACCCACCAGCAGGCCGUCCCCUGCCCCGCACCGACCGCGUGGUCCCCAAGCCCGUCCCGGAGGCCCAGUCCAAGGACCCCCGCGGCUACCAGCUCGGCCAGCUGCGCAAGCGGUACUCGCCCCGUGAGUCCACCGCCGCCGACGGCACCACAACCCUGGCCUUCCGCAUCAAACCCUCUGACCCGGACUUCCCGUUCGAGCUGGAGCACCUCCAGUGCGAACUCCGCGUGCCGGAAGAGUACCCCGAAGCAACCCCCGUGCUGCACGUGCGGAAUAGCGACAUCCCGCGCGGCUUCAGUAUCAACAUCGAACGGGGCUGGGAGAGGCUCGUCCGCGAGCGCCAGGGCGCGACGCUCCUUGCCCUUACCUACGCUCUGGACAAGAACCUCGAGAACUUUCUGUCUGAGCAGGAAGCUGCCACCAUCAAGCUGGUGUCUUUCAAGGAGACGAAAGAUACCCGCCACCUCGAGGCCGCCAGUGCCUCGUCUCCAGCGCCCAGCACCCAAAUCGACAAGGCACCAUCACCAGCUCCCGUCAGGCAUUACACGCCAGAUGAGUAUUUCACGAAAGAAGAGAUGGCGGCCGCCAAAGCACGGCGUGCACAAGAGUCGCGCCAGCUCGAGACUCGCAUGGGGCGCUUGUCCCUGUACCGCCGUUCACCGGACGGCAUCGUUUACACCCUCCCUCUUGAGCCCCGCCGCCGCAGCGAGCUGCCUUCCGGCCUCCAAGGCGUCAAGACGGUGCACCUCAUCGUGCCUCUGCUUUACCCGCUCCAACCGCUGCGCAUCCAGCUCAACGAGUGUGAAUCGCAGGACGCCGAACCCCUCGAAGAGCUUUACGUGCAGAAAGCGGCGGAGCAGAAGCAGAUGACUCUCACAAGUCACCUGAACUACCUGGCGCAGAACAUGCACGUUCUCGCCAAGCAGGCUCUGGCACCGCCCAAGCCCGACGCCCAGGUCAAGCCGGCGCCGGAUCCUGAAACGGUCACAAAGGCAAAGCCAGUGGCUGCGGCGGACGAGGACCGGAGCCACAUCAAAUUCAUCCCCAGACCCCCGGAAUGGGGCCGUUCUGGCGGUGCCAACGACGAAGACAGCGACACGUCAGACAGCUAUGACUCGAAAGACGACUCGGACGAAGGCGGUGCCGACCUCGACGCGGAGCCGCCCAGUCUCGCCUCCGGCCUCACCCCCGAAAGGGGCACAUCCAUCUCCUUCCCGACAAUCGAGCUCCACAGCAUCGAGCUCUUCCAGGUCUCCAUCCUCAACCUCAGCGUUAAGUGCUCGCGCUGCAAGACCAUCAACGAGAUCACCGGUCUCAAGCACGAGGUCCCGCAGACCUCGAGCUGCCGGAAAUGCGCGACGGGCUUUGCUGCCCAGUUCCGCCAGCAGCUCGUCCACGCAAACUCGACGCGCGCGGGCUUCAUAGACCUCACGGGCUGCACCGUCGCCGACAUGCUCCCCAGCACCUUCAUCCCCGUCUGCGCAAAGUGCUCGACGCCCAGCCAGGGUCUGGUGUCGGUCCGCGGCGAUGCCACCACGAACGUCUGCCGCUCCUGCCACGGCAAGUUCACGUUCAAGAUCCCCACAGUCAAGUUCCUGGCCAUCACAUCCGGCGGCCUCGCGGCACCGACGUCGGGGCCCGUCAAGAAGGCCGAGAAGCUCGGCUUGCACGCCGGCACCCCCCUGCCGGACCGCGGCGCGUGCGCGCACUACAAGAAGAGCUACCGGUGGUUCCGCUUCUCGUGCUGCGCAAAGGUGCACCCGUGCGACCGGUGCCACGACGAGGCCGAGAACCACGUCAACGAGUGGGCGAACCGGAUGGUGUGCGGGUGGUGCAGCCGGGAGCAGCGGUACUCGCCCGAGGCGUGCGGGUUCUGCGGCAGGAGCGUCAUUGGGCGCAAAGGAAAGGGGUUCUGGGAGGGUGGAAAGGGCACGCGGGACCGCAAGUUGAUGAGUCGCAAGGACCCGAGGAAGUUCAAGAGGGUGGGCGGUGGUGAAUCCUCGAAGAAGGACUAA
Molecule: messenger RNA, 2310 nt
Organism: Colletotrichum spaethianum
Lineage: Eukaryota; Fungi; Ascomycota; Sordariomycetes; Glomerellales; Glomerellaceae
Exons: 3
Coding region: 1-2310 (769 amino acids)
Molecular function (GO): zinc ion binding
Source: RefSeq, a predicted model, not a curated record